AUGAAUUUAAUUUUGUUGAUCAGUAAUGUGGUUGCACCCAUCCUCUCAGGUGUUGCCAUUACCACGAUCGGAUACUACACGCCCUUCAUGCUGCUCGCCUCCAUAAUUACCCCUAUCAGUUACGGCCUAGUGAGCACUUUUCAUCCAGACACGCCACAUCCGGUUUGGACCGGUUACCAGAUCCUGGCCGGCUUUGGCAUUGGUUUUGGUUUUGGCGUCCAACAGCCUCUCGUUGCCGUACAGGUCGUGCUCGACAUUUCAGACGUCCUUACAGGCACCACCCUCAUAGUAUUUAUGCAGGUUCUUGGUGGUGCACUCUUUGUGUCGGUUGACGAAAAUGUCUUUUCCAACAAACUCGUCCAGUAUAUCGUCGAGUAUGCUUCAGGAGUCAAUCCGGCGGUUGUUUUAGGUGCUGGAGCCAUAGGAAUUAAGCAAGUCGUUGACUCGGCAAACCUACCCGGCGUUCUGCUCGCAUAUAACAGUGUCACCACGCAGACUUUCAUUGUUGGCGCCGCUAUGGCCGGGGAAGAACAUUGGGAUGUAAUCCAAGCUGCCAUUUAA
Molecule: messenger RNA, 561 nt
Organism: Talaromyces stipitatus ATCC 10500
Lineage: Eukaryota; Fungi; Ascomycota; Eurotiomycetes; Eurotiales; Trichocomaceae
Exons: 2
Coding region: 1-561 (186 amino acids)
Biological process (GO): transmembrane transport
Molecular function (GO): transmembrane transporter activity
Source: RefSeq, a predicted model, not a curated record